UCCUGUUUGGCUAAUCGAGUCACUCUGGGGUUGUCACUUUGUCACCGAGGCAAAAAACGUUAACAUUCAUGCCAAGCUUCAACAUUCUAAUACUUAACGAUGGAAGGCUUUGUCAUAGCGCACGCCUCUGAAGAAAUCACCCAAAGCGAGCCGGAGAGUUGUCGACCGCCGACAGAGUUGUACCCUUACCUCACGAGUGCGGGGGAUGUUUAUGAAGACUACAGAUGGAGCUACCACACUGAGCACACCCAGCCGGCAGACCUUGACCAUUUUCCCGCGAGUCAGUUCACAGAGCUCCAGUCUGUGGCACCUCCACAGCUGCUUCUUCCCUAUCGCUACAGUGCAGAGAGUCAUCUUCACCUGGAGCAACCUCUUCCUGUGUCGCCACAAAUCUCAAAUUACACCCCGUCACUGUACUAUCAGUACCAGACGUCUGCCUCGCCCGCCCACUACUACUCUGAGGAGGAACAAAGAGGUUUCAGCCCCCCUCUUGAAGUAUCAGAAGGAGAGGAUGUGUCGGAAUACCACGGCCUCCCCACCAUCAAGAAAGAAACGAGCAGCAAGAAAAAAAUCCGCUUGUACCAGUUUAUCUUGGACUUGCUGAGAAGGGGCGACAUGAGUGAUUCUAUCUGGUGGGUGGACCAGGAAAAGGGCAUCUUCCAGUUCUCCACGAAACACAAAGAAGCUCUGGCGAGUCACUGGGGAUUCCAGAAAGGAAAUCGCAAAAAAAUGACCUACCAAAAAAUGGCUCGUGCACUGAGGAACUAUGGUAAAACUGGCGAGAUUCAAAAAGUGAAAAAGAAGCUGACCUACCAGUUUAGUGAGGAAGUUCUAAGGAACUUUUAUUCUCAUCAGUAUACUCACUGAAGAGGCUUUUUUAAUUUCCAAUUUUGUAUUUUUUUUUACAAAUACAUUACACUAUCAAUAUUUUGCCUUAACUUGUCCAAUGUUGUUAUCUUUUAAAGCCUACUAAGCUAUGUACUUUUUGUUGUCAUUUUCAACUCAAUAAAGUUUAUUUAAGUGUACAAA
This is a messenger RNA of Nerophis lumbriciformis (worm pipefish), 1029 nucleotides long. RefSeq names its product Spi-1 proto-oncogene a (gene spi1a). Gene Ontology annotation, biological process: cell differentiation; regulation of transcription by RNA polymerase II. Gene Ontology annotation, molecular function: DNA-binding transcription factor activity, RNA polymerase II-specific; sequence-specific DNA binding. Gene Ontology annotation, cellular component: nucleus. Lineage: Eukaryota; Metazoa; Chordata; Actinopteri; Syngnathiformes; Syngnathidae. The record is from RefSeq and is a predicted model, not a curated record.